GGAGAGCGAGAGAGGGGGGUGUGGAACGUAUUUCCGCUCUGGCGGACAAAUAAUACCGGCCAAAGGGGAGGCCAGGCCAUCCGGCCCUUUAACCGUGUCGGGGGGGCUGGCGAAGAAAGGGGGGUCGGGAAAGGGGGAAUCCUGCUCCUUUAAUUCCCUCCCCUCUUCCUCCUCCCCGAGUUCUCGCCGACGCCGAGGCGCGCGGGGCCUGGAACACACUGCACGAGCCGCCCCCGCCCCUCCUUCCUUACGCCCACGCGGAGCUGGCCCCGCGCGCGCGCCUCGUGCACCCCCGCGCCUGCGCGCUGCCCAGGCCCUGCCCGUGUUUGGGGGCGCUGCCGACCCCGGGGGGGGUGGGGAAGAUUGGGGGGGAAAAAACAGCGCGCGGAACCGGGCCAGGGUUGCCCACCCCCGCCACAAUGGCCUCUGGGGUGGAAGUCCUGCGCUUCCAGCUGCCCGGCCACGAGGCCGCUACCCUGCGGAAUAUGAACCAGCUCCGCGCAGAGGAGCGGUUUUGCGACGUGACCAUUGUGGCCGACAGCCUCAAGUUCCGUGGCCACAAGGUCAUCCUGGCCGCCUGCUCGCCUUUCCUGAGGGACCAGUUCCUGCUGAACCCCAGUUCUGAGCUGCAGGUUUCCCUGAUGCACAGUGCACGCAUCGUGGCCGACCUGCUCCUCUCCUGUUACACGGGCGCUCUGGAAUUCGCUGUCAGGGACAUCGUCAACUACCUGACGGCUGCCUCCUACCUGCAGAUGGAGCACGUGGUGGAGAAAUGCAGGAACGCCCUCAGCCAGUUCAUUGAGCCCAAAAUAGGCCUCAAAGAGGAUGGGGUCAGCGAUGCCAGCCUUGUGAGCAGUGUCAGUGCCACCAAAUCCCUCCUCCCUCCCGCCAGGACCCCAAAGCCAGCCCCCAAGCCCCCACCCCCACCCCCUCUACCCCCUCCACUCCUACGGCCGGUGAAACUGGAGUUUCCUCUGGAUGAGGACCUGGAGCUGAAGGCCGAGGAAGAAGAUGAAGACGAGGACGAGGACGUGUCUGACAUCUGCAUCGUCAAGGUGGAGUCGGCCCUGGAGGUGGCACACCGGCUCAAACCUCCCGGAAGUUUGGGAGGAGGUCUGAGCAUCGGAGGCUCCGUGGGCGGCCACCUGGGAGAGCUGGCCCAGAGCAGCGUGCCCCCCAGCACUGUGGCCCCACCGCAGGGGGUCGUGAAAGCCUGCUAUAGCCUGUCUGAGGACGCAGAAGGGGAGGGCUUGCUGUUGAUCCCCGGAGGCCGGGCCAGCGUGGGGGCCACCUCGGGCCUGGUGGAGGCAGCAGCGGUGGCCAUGGCUGCCCGGGGGGCGGGGGGCAGCCUGGGGGCAGGGGGCAGCCGGGGACCCCUGCCGGGGGGCUUUUCCAGUGGAAACCCCCUAAAGAACAUCAAGUGCACCAAGUGCCCGGAAGUGUUCCAGGGCGUGGAGAAGCUGGUGUUCCACAUGCGGGCACAGCACUUCAUCUUCAUGUGCCCACGCUGCGGCAAGCAGUUCAACCACAGCAGCAACCUCAACCGCCACAUGAACGUGCACCGCGGCGUCAAGUCGCACUCAUGUGGCAUCUGCGGCAAGUGCUUCACGCAGAAGUCCACGCUGCACGACCACCUCAAUCUCCACUCGGGAGCGAGGCCCUAUCGCUGCUCCUACUGCGACGUGCGCUUCGCUCACAAGCCUGCCAUUAGGCGGCACCUCAAGGAGCAACAUGGCAAGACCACAGCGGAGAACGUGCUGGAGGCCAGCGUGGCCGAGAUCAACGUCCUCAUCCGCUAGCGGGGCAGUCUCGGAGGCCAGGAGGCGGGCGUCCCUGGGCUGAGUGGGAAGGGAGCUAGUAGCCCAGGAGAAUAGGGCGGGUGGGAGGGUCGGGAACAGGCAGGUACCGGGAACAUGAGCAGAUACAUCCUGAGGGAGGGGCUGAAGAUUCCUUGCAGAGAAGACCCCUGCCUUUUCAGGGAAAAAAAAAAAAAGAAAAGUAAUGGAGAGGGAGAGGAUUCUUGAGAAGGCCAAGAGAAUAUGGGCUCCCAGAGAAAAAUUUUCUUCUCUUAGAGGUGCAUAGAAAUGUGGAGGGAGGGAACGGGUCUUAUAGAAUGAGAAGAAAAAAAGGAAAAUGAUUUAUUCCUGGUUAAGGCUGCCCAGGGUGAGGUUCUGAUAUUUCUUAAGGUGGGGGGUGGGUGGGUGGGAGUUGGGAGGGAAUUUGGCAGGAGGCAGCUUACAUGCUCCUGCAUAGAAUAGAUCCUUGGAAGAGGGAGUGGUGGGGGAAAGGAUUAUUGAAUCCCAGAAAAGGAAGUGGGGAGACAGUUCUUGCAUGCUGGGGGAAUGGGACUGUGGGUAAAGGCUCACCGGAACUCUAGGGAGAACCAUGUCAGGUGCCAGGUAAGAGAACUUGGGGGUGAGCAUCCUGGGUAGAUAUGAAAAAGUGGGGGACGAUAGCAAGAAGGAUGAAUAGUGGUGGGGGUGGGGGGGUAGGGCACUUAGAUGAGAGGAUACAAGGAGGGCUGUUGGGUGGGAGGGAGAGGAGUAGAGACUUAUACAGUAUUUUUUAAGAAAAAACGUAUUUUUUAGGAUUUUUUCUGGAGUUUGGGGUUUUAGUUUUUCUGCUUUUGUUUUCCACAAAAUAAAUAAUUAAAAAAAGAAACCCACACACUUUCUUUCCUUUAUACUCUGUCUGGCAACUGCAUGUGUAUGACUAUCCCACUCUAGACAACCUCUCUUUAUGCCAUUUGUUCAAUACUCAGCACAGCUCAUACAGGACCCAUGCCUGAAGGAGACUUGACAAGAGCAGGAGAUUGUGACAAGUGGGUUUCUCUGGCUGGGAACCCUCCCAGUUCUGCAACCUCAGCAUCUGGCAGGUAUCUCAUACUUAUGUUCCAUGAUUGGCGGUGGUGGUAACACACAACUUCCCCCUCUAUUACAAGAGUUUGGUAUCAGCCCUGGGGACGAGCUAUAAAGGUGAUCACUAUGCCCACCAAAAUUGUAAGCAGGAGGCUAUUUUGGGGCAUUUAUAUUCUGAGGAAAGGUUUCAUGUCCUCCGGAAAGUUUAAAAAAAAAAAAAAAAAAAAAAGCAAAAACACUAUUUUUGAGUUAGGGUAUGGAGAAGACUACAAGUCCCACAAAGCUCUGGAAUACUUCUUAACCAAAGAGAACUACAGUUCCCAGAAGGCCUUGAAGUGGCCUCAGGUGCCCCAUACCCCAACUAAGGGCUUCUAUCAAAUACUGCGUAUGAAAUCAUACAGGGUUUCUCCAAACUUUGACCAGAAUGUAAUCCGUAAAGGGAUGGUAUCCUAAGUAAUGCUAUCAAGGUUGUAUAUCUUUGUGUAAUAUUAUUCAUACUUACACUGUUAACUGGGCUUAUACCCCACUUAGUUCCUGACUAUGCUUGUGAGGUGUUUGGCACACACACAAAAAAAAAAAAAAAAAAGAAAGAAAGAAAAAAAGGUUAGUAGUGUCACUAGGCAGUAAUAACUCUAGGGCCUCUGGGGGCUUACUUGGAUCCCUAGUGCCUGUGGUGACGUAACAGGUCCGGCGUAAACAGAAAAUACUUUAGCCCCAGGUUUUCAAAAGAGGACGCCGAUCCAGAAGACAUGAAGCACCAAGGUAGAAACAGUCGGGAGUAAAGGUGUCCUCCGCGCGUUCCCACUGGCCCCUUCCUACUCGUUAGUGAAGCCAGGCCAAAACUGAGCCUGAAACAUCUGGCGACCCAGAAACCAGAAAACACCCAGAGGCGGGAGAAACAUAACAUGGGCCAGAUUGGAAAGACAGCCGCUGCCGAGAGCAGUGAGGGUCAGACGACACUCCCUUCGUUACCUACAAACUGGCGGGGGACGGAGAAGCCACACCUGAACCCAGGCGUGCCUCACCUUCGGCUCCCCGCUGAGCUGACGCCAGGAUUAGCAGGAAUUCUCCCCUGCAGCCCCCAGCUUAGAACAGCCACUGCCAUUCCCGAAGCCGCUCUCGAGGGGAAAAUGGCCAGAAAGCGCGCAGAGGCUCCUU
Molecule: messenger RNA, 4016 nt
Organism: Mustela lutreola (European mink)
Lineage: Eukaryota; Metazoa; Chordata; Mammalia; Carnivora; Mustelidae
Gene: ZBTB12
Product: zinc finger and BTB domain containing 12
Exons: 2
Coding region: 420-1799 (459 amino acids)
Biological process (GO): regulation of transcription by RNA polymerase II
Molecular function (GO): protein binding; DNA-binding transcription factor activity, RNA polymerase II-specific; RNA polymerase II cis-regulatory region sequence-specific DNA binding
Source: RefSeq, a predicted model, not a curated record